Exserohilum turcica Et28A is the source of this 1274-nucleotide messenger RNA. RefSeq lists its product as uncharacterized. Gene Ontology annotation, molecular function: oxidoreductase activity, acting on the CH-CH group of donors, NAD or NADP as acceptor. The coding region runs from base 116 to 1159 and encodes 347 amino acids. NCBI's taxonomy places the organism in Eukaryota, Fungi, Ascomycota, Dothideomycetes, Pleosporales, Pleosporaceae. The record is from RefSeq and is a predicted model, not a curated record. The transcript is spliced from 3 exons.
GCCCCCCGCAACCACUCGGCCGUGCGAUUACCGUAGCCCUGGACAUCAACCAAGCGAUAGCCGACACAAGACGUGAUCAUCUCAUUGUUGCUAGCGGCACAGAGCAAACAGCAAAAUGGCAUCAUACACAUCGGUCCACCUUGCUGAGAGGCCGCAAGACGGCGUCGUAGCCGGCAAGACGUUCACAUGCAGGCAGCACCAAGUCCCGCCAGCGUCGUCGCUCAAAGACGGCCAAGUACUGUUCCAGACACUGUACCUGUCCCUGGAUCCCGCCAUGCGCGGCUGGCUAAACCCCACACGAUCGUACAUCCCGCCGGUCGAGAUUGGGGCUGUGAUGCGCGGCAGCGGUAUUGGCGUCGUUGUGGCGAGCAAGAGCAGCAGGUUUCCCGUGGGCACGUAUGCCAGCGCCAUGUGCGGAUGGUCCGAGUACGCCCUUGUCGACGAGAAGCACGUGGAGCCGCUGGACCUGCCAGAAGGCGCCGUGCCCACGGAUGCACUCGGGGUGCUGGGCAUGACGGGCCUCACAGCCUACUUUGGCAUCCUCGAGAUUGGCCAGGUCAAGAAGGGGGAUUUUGUUGUUGUGAGCGGCGCGGCGGGUGCUACGGGAAGCGUGGUUGGGCAGAUUGCCAAGCUCAAGGGCGCAAAGGUGCUGGGCCUCGCGGGCGAGGACAGCAAAGUAUCGUGGCUGAAGGAGGAGCUGGGCUUUGACGACGCGCUGAACUACAAGGAUGCCCAGUUUGCAAUGAAGUUCCGCGAGGCGACCAAGGGCCUGAUUGACGUCUACUUUGACAAUGUUGGUGGGGACAUUCUCGACAUGGCGCUGUCGCGGGCGAAGCCUUUUGCUAGGUUUGUGCAGUGUGGCGCCAUCUCGGAUUACAACAAGAAGCAGCCGCAAGGGCUCAAGAACUACAUGAUGAUCAUCUCGAUGCGCAUCCGCAUGCAGGGCUUUGUUGUGUUCGACUUUGCCGACAAGUACGCCGAGGCUAGGAAGCAGCUGGCGCAGUGGGUGGCUGAAGGCAAGCUCAAGCGCAAGGAAACCAUUGUCAGGGGCGGCAUUACCAAGGCCGAGGAAGCAUUGGUGGCACUGUUUGAGGGAAAGAAUACUGGCAAGAUCAUGGUGCAGGUAGCGGAUCCAGAAGCUGUCAGGGCGAAGCUAUAAGUAGAGCAUGUGUGUGUGUGUGUGUGUGUGUCUGUCAAUCACGCGGCAGCGAGAUGCAUCCAUGUACGUAGUGAUAGCAGUGAUAGUAGCGGUAGUAGUAGUAGUAGUAGUAAUA